AUGGGGCUUGGAUGCGGACGAGCUGGGCGCCUCUUGGUGUUUGCCGUCCUCUUGAGGCGCUUGGCUUUCACUGGGCCACAGGAAGUUGGUCGGGAGCGACGGCUUUCCCGUCGAGGCCCAGGUGGCCCGGAGAAGCUGGAUGGGGCGGAGGAUGCCAAGCCUUUGUCGUACUAUGCAGGGAUGCUGACCAACCCUCCCAGUGAGGAGGAUUCCGAGAAGGACAUGAUAACUCCAACCUUAAAGUUUGUUGGAUACGGGGCCCUGCUUGGCCUGGCCUACUUAGCGAUCUUUGUCGGGCUGAAUGCCGGAAAUAGUCCCUGA
Effrenium voratum is the source of this 321-nucleotide messenger RNA. The record is from the annotation of a GenBank genome assembly. NCBI's taxonomy places the organism in Eukaryota, Dinophyceae, Suessiales, Symbiodiniaceae.